Messenger RNA from Porites evermanni, 748 nucleotides. The record is from the annotation of a GenBank genome assembly. NCBI's taxonomy places the organism in Eukaryota, Metazoa, Cnidaria, Anthozoa, Scleractinia, Poritidae.
AUGGGUUCGUUCUUUAUUAAGAAGAUAUCGGAUCUUCGUGUUAGCCUUAAUGCAACUGAGAAUUUGUGCAGCACUGUUAACCGCCAUUCUUCUCAUUGUUCUUCGUCCUUUACUGCUUUCCGCCGUUUAGACAUGGACUCUUUAAGAAAACUUGUGCUCAGAGCGCCGACAAAAUCUUGUCGCGGCUCGGUUGGUCACCGGAACAGCUAGAUUCUGCCAUGUUACACCAUUGCUUUUUCACCUUCAUUGGCUUCCAAUAAGUUACCGUAUAAAGUUUAAGAUUCUACUUUUGACAUUUAAGUGCUUAUAUGGUCAAGCUCCUAAUUAUCUAAUUGAUUUCAUUACUAUCAAAAAGUAAUCCAGGUAUAGUCAACUCCCUUUAUAGCGGACACUGUAGGGACCUUAAGUUAGUGUCCUCUGUAGCGAGAGUCCGUAAUAGCGGGAGUUUAUUUCAGUCAAACGUCUGUAAUUUAUUUUUGCCCGGAAUUUAUCUGCUGUCCGUAUUAUCGGGGUGUCCGUUAUAGCGGGGUGUCCGCAAGGCGAGAGUUGACUGUACUCUCUAUGGUCAAAUGAGUCUAUAUUCCUCGAGUUACCAGGCAUUAAGACCCAUCCAACCCUUGGCGAUCGGGCAUUCCAGUCUGCUGCACCUUAUCUCUGGAAUGCAUUACCUUCGGCAAUUCGCAACAUGAAGACAUUGGACACUUUUAAGACUGCUGUUAAAACUCAUUUUUUUCAAUUUAGUUUUUAA